AUUACCAAAUAGGUAAAAAUAGCCACUGAGAGAGAAAACAAAAAACGUCAAGUGUAACAUAGAAGUUGAAAUCAAAUGGAAAAAAAUGUGUAGAUUUUCCCACCAUCAUCAUCAUCAUUAAUUGAUUGUUUUUUGAUUGCUUUUUGAUUGGCAAUUAUCCCAUGAUAAUGUUAAUGAUGAUGAUGACGAUGUCAAGGAUUAUUUGUUUGUUCACUAAAUGAUCGUUUGGUUGGCAAAAAAAAAAAAGAAAAAGAAAAUUUGAUUGAUUGAUUAAUCGAAUUCAAAUGAUCCUAAAAGAAACGACAAUAUGAAACGACAACAAUUAUUAUUAUCAUCAUCAUCAUUGUUGUUAUUAUUCACUAUGAUGACCAUUCAAUGGUCAAAUAGUGGCCAAACAAUAACAGUGUCAGCAUCAGCAUCAGCAUCAGUUUCAUGGAAACCAAAAUCUUAUUGCCAUAGUCCAGCCAAUAUAUUGUUCGAUAAUAUUGAUGAAUUUACAAAUGCAAUGUGUACAUAUUGUCUAUAUACAAUGUAUACAAAAACGGCCAAUUUUGUUUGGCGUGAUGGCUAUAAAUUUGAUCGUUUAAAAUUUAUUGAUCAUUCACAUACGACAAAUGUUUUGGUCAUCAUGGAAAAUUCAUCAUAUGCUUAUUAUUAUGAAAUAGAUUUAAAACAUUUACAACAACAAAGAUUGAAUGGAUUAUUCCGUGAAGAUCCAAUUUUACAGGAUUUUUCCAAUGAAUAUUAUAUGGAUAAAUUUCUAAAAUGUUGUCAAGAUUCACAUGAUUGUUGUGAACAAAUGAUCAAUCGAUCUGUUGACAAUGACGACGACGACAACGACAAUAAUGAUGAUCAUCAUUGUCCAAUGAUUUGGGAUGGUUGGACAUGUUGGAUGUCAGCCGAACCAGAUUCAAUGAGUAAAACUAAAUGUCCUGAUAUGUCAUUGAUGGCAUUCCAUUAUGAUGACGAUGAUGAUAAUGAAAUACCAUUAGCUAUUCGUUCGAAUGCUGUGAAAAAAUGUCAAUCAAAUGGUACUUGGAUACAGCAUACUGAUUAUAGAGAUUGUAGCAUAUUGGCAAAAGAUGUUCGUCAAUCAGUGGUAAAAACAAGAAUCAUAUUACAAUCAAUAUCGAUCAUUUUAUCCAUUGGUGCCGUAAUUAUUUUCAUUUAUCUACGUUUAUAUGUAAAAUUUUACAUACAAUUAUUAUUGAAUUUUUUCACAUCAAUUAUUCUGUCCACUAUGAUGGCAUUAUUGUACGAUAUUUAUGUCACCAAAGGUCAUUUACAAUUUUCUGACAAUGUUAUUUUACAAAACCAAAAAUAUUGUCGUACAUUCACAUUCCUGUAUAAAGAAACACGUAUGAUGAACUAUUCAUGGAUGUUGAUUGAAGGCAUUUUUCUUCAUAAUAGUGCCGUGUUUGCAUUUCAUUGUAAAAAAAUGUCCGAAUGGCGACGAACAAUUUAUAUAUUUGGCUGGUUUGUGCCCAAUAUUAUUAUGGCCAUUUAUGGUGUUAUACGGUUAAAACAUUCCGAUAGUAUGGAUCGUUGUUGGACCGAUACUAUUGGAACAUUGGAAUGGACUUUUAUGUUUUUUCCAUAUUUUUGUUUUUUUUUCAACUUGUUGCUAUAUUGUAAUUUGAUUCGUUUCAUUUUAAUUAAAACAGUAUUCAUUAAUAAUGGCCAUACUAAAGAAUUCACCUGGAUAAAAUUGGCCACAAUUUUAAUGCCAAUUUUUGGCAUUCAAUAUACAAUAUAUAUGGUUACAAUUGAUCCAACAGCUACUACUAGUUUAUUUUUAUUGGCCAUAUUUCGUAUUCAGAAUAUUGUUGAAUCAUUACAAGGUACAAUUGUGACCAUUAUUCUUUGUUUUUUAAAUAAAGAUGUUUACAGAACAAUACGAAAAUCCAUUGUAAAAAGUUAUGGUCGUCGUAAAAGUAAUCUAUUACAUUCGGCAUUAUCCACACAGAUUACAAUGACUGAUUCAUCGAAACAAUAUCAUCGAUCAGAAUCGACUAUUAAACGAUGAUAAUGAUUUAUUGAUUUCAUUUCAUUUGUUUGUUUGUUUGUCAUUUUUUUAAAAUUAAAAA
Dermatophagoides farinae (American house dust mite) is the source of this 2087-nucleotide messenger RNA. Its product is annotated as corticotropin-releasing factor receptor 2. Gene Ontology annotation, biological process: cell surface receptor signaling pathway; adenylate cyclase-modulating G protein-coupled receptor signaling pathway. Gene Ontology annotation, cellular component: plasma membrane. The record is from RefSeq and is a predicted model, not a curated record. Gene Ontology annotation, molecular function: G protein-coupled peptide receptor activity. NCBI's taxonomy places the organism in Eukaryota, Metazoa, Arthropoda, Arachnida, Sarcoptiformes, Pyroglyphidae.